UCCAUAGUAGCGAAAUGUAGUGCUGUAGACCCGGACGACCGUUUAAUUUGUUAAUAUAUUGCAAUUAUUGUUGUAUUCAACAGUCAGUGAGAAAAUCUAGUUAUGCAGCUUUUGUGUAAAAUUGCGGCAUGCUUAUUGUGUAUAAUAAUGUACAUGUAUACAGGAGAGGCCAGAACGGUGAGACAUAAGAGAGCGAUAUGGAACUUUGCAUAUCAACUUACCUAUUAUUUUGGAGCAAGUCAAGCCUUUUCACUUUUAGACUACGGUUGUUUUUGUGGAUGGUAUGGUGAAAGCAAACCACUAGAUGGCGUGGAUCAAUGUUGCAAAGACCACGAUGAUUGCUAUGGUCGUGUAGACAGAUGUUGGCCUAAAACUUGGCCUUAUGCGUAUGAUCUCCAAAACAAAACAGUUAACUGUCAAGAUAGUCCCGAUUCAUGUAAGGGGAAGGUAUGCAUGUGUGAUAAAACAUUUGUGGACUGUCUUCAUAACAACACGUUCAAUCUAGACAAUUACAAUAUAAACCACGAUACGCAUUGCAAGGGGAGAUAAUAAAUUUGUUCACUAUUA
Messenger RNA from Mytilus trossulus (common blue mussel), 567 nucleotides. RefSeq names its product acidic phospholipase A2-like. Gene Ontology annotation, molecular function: calcium ion binding; phospholipid binding. The transcript has 5 exons. Gene Ontology annotation, biological process: arachidonate secretion; lipid catabolic process; phospholipid metabolic process. NCBI's taxonomy places the organism in Eukaryota, Metazoa, Mollusca, Bivalvia, Mytilida, Mytilidae. The record is from RefSeq and is a predicted model, not a curated record. The coding region runs from base 103 to 549 and encodes 148 amino acids.